Molecule: messenger RNA, 2001 nt
Organism: Nipponia nippon (crested ibis)
Lineage: Eukaryota; Metazoa; Chordata; Aves; Pelecaniformes; Threskiornithidae
Source: RefSeq, a predicted model, not a curated record
AUGGCAGCCUGCGUGCGUAUGGGCGCAGCCGCUCCGCUCCGUCCGUUCCUUACCGACCCCCGCCCCGCUCCCCUGCGUCGCAGGAAACCGAGAAUGAAUGAGCGCCGAUCGCCUUCGUACUUCCAGGCGUUAGCGACGGAUCAGAGAGGGAAAAAACACCCCAAAACCCAAAAAGUUUAUGAGCCCCAAUUCCAGACAGUCCACGAAAGAAUGAUCGCUUAUUGGCGCUCCCUCUGUGGGUAUGAGGGCUCCCAGGGAUUGCCUACACAUAGCAGUUCUGCCCUGCUGCAGCUCUUGGCAGGAGGAGGACCCCAGCAGACCCCUUCCCCGUGGGAGCAGAGAGGCUGUGUAGGUUUGAUCUUACUAUUCUAUCUGGUAUUUUAUGGCUUCCUAGCAGCGCUCUUCACAUUCACAAUGUGGGUUAUGCUUCAGACACUGAGCAGUGAUAUACCAAAAUAUCGUGACCGGAUUUCUAGUCCAGGACUUAUGAUUUCACCAAAGCCAGACAAUGCAUUGGAAUUUUACUUUAACAAGAGUGAUGCCCAGUCAUACGCAGAAUACGUUUCUACGCUUAGAAAAUUUCUUGAAUCCUAUGAUGAUUUAAAGCAAUCCCAAAACAUAAACUGUACACCAGGAAGGAUUUUUGACCAGAAUGAUGUUGCUGUUAAAAAGGCAUGUCGAUUUAACCUCUCUGAUCUUGGACAAUGCUCUGGAAAGGAGGAUAAGACCUUUGGCUAUUCUAAAGGAACUCCCUGCGUGCUUGUGAAAGUGAACAGAAUAAUUGGAUUAAAGCCUGAAGGAGAGCCACGUAUACACUGUAUGUCUAAGGAGGAAGGCAUGGUUGAGAUAAAUUAUUUUCCUCCUGAAGGCUUGAUUGACUUAAUGUACUUUCCAUACUAUGGGAAAAGCUUGCAUGCUCACUAUUUACAGCCUCUAGUGGCUGUUCAACUAGCAAUUAACUCCAACAGUACCAAAGAAGAAAUAGCAAUUGAGUGUAAGAUCCUGGGCUCACCUAAUUUAAAAAAUGAAGAUGACCGUGACAAGUUUCUGGGACGAAUUGCCUUCAAAGUUCAGAUGACUGAAUAGCAGGAGUAAAAAACUCUCCACAAAGUAAACAUUGUGUUGUCUGUUUUGUAUCAGCUGGACAUGCCAUUCUAGGAUUUGAGACCACCUUGGAGAAUGUUAGGGUGGUUUAUGGCGUUCAGGGUAGCAUAAUAAUAUGCUUCCAAAUUGUAUGUUUAAAAUCCCUCAAAAUAAAUGCCUAUCCUGCUUCUGCCUGCCCCAUUGGAACAGUGUACAGACUAUAGUUAUGUCAUAGGGACCUGUAAAUAGCUGUUUUCAAACCCAUAAUAAUGGUGACCUUUGUCCUGUUCUAAAAUGUGGUUUUAUCCCCCAAGUGAGUGUCUCAAGCUUAAUGUGCUGUGCUAUGUAAAUAUUGUAUUGAUUUAACACUGGUUUAACUGUCAUAUCUCAAUGCUGACACAGUUAUAGGGAUAAAUAAUAAAUGGUACCUGAUUGACAUAGUGAUUUUUUUGUAAGAGUAAACACCUCCAAUGUAAAUUGUGUGUAUGGGAGUGGGUGGGUGGAUGGAUGGCUGUGUGGAGAUGCCUUAAAUUGUCGACUGGGUGGCGUGGGAGAAUUGAAAUGGAUUUCAAGAGUUGGUAUGGAUUUCUGAAAGUAAGUGCUCAACUAGUGCUUUGUUGUGCUUGUCACUGUGCAAGUAUCGUGUACAUGUAAUACUUGGUAUAGAGUUUGGUAUUCUAGCUGAGGAAUUGAAUCUUUCUUCGUGUUGUUAAUUGCUUGCGAUAUGUGGAGCACAAAUAAAAUCUAUACAAUAUUUUAAAACUCUUUAGUUCAGAAAUAUCAAUAUACAACAAUUUAAAUUGUUUAGGGUCCUGGUAACAGUUGUACAACAGAGCUGCUUGAAAGAAAUGGCCUCACUAUUGUGGGAAUAGGCUUUCAUUUUCCAAGUAAAAAAUCUCCUGAAGAACCUCUGUUUAA